AUGACCACCCUAACCGCACCUCACGAGGGCAAAAACUUGCUCACUCCUCCCUCUUCUACCACUUGUCAUGGUAUGUCUGUGAUGAAGCGAUUGAAUCGCCGCAGAGUUCUUCAAAACAAGAACGAGAUUGUCACUUUGUUGGUGACACCCAAUGAUGAAGAGGAAAUCAUGACACCCCGCAAGCUGUUGGCCACCAUGAGUGAGUACCAAGCUCAAAACAACAACAACAACAACAGUAGCAACAUUCACUUGGUCCAUGUGGGAAAGUAUAUCAUCUCUCUCCAGCCCGAGAACUGCCGUUCCUUGGCUGCCUUGUUUGAAGAAGAAUCUAACAACGAGAACGCCGAAAACAAUCCAAUUGUGUUUGCACCAACUUCUUAUGCCACUCCACCACGCACCACCAUUAACAACAACAACAACAAGCACUUCCUGUCUCCACCCACCACUCCACCAGCUACCAAGAAGCCCCGCACCUUGCAAGCCCCACCAGGCUUGCACAUUCCUCUUCCAACCUUGGAUGAGGGAACCAACAACUAUGUUGGAUCUGAACUAGGCCCAACUUCAUUGAAGCCUCGCAACCUCAACCUUACCUUUCACAGCACUCUUUUUGCCAAUGAUACCACAUUGGCCUAG
Molecule: messenger RNA, 633 nt
Organism: Cylindrotheca closterium
Lineage: Eukaryota; Bacillariophyta; Bacillariophyceae; Bacillariales; Bacillariaceae
Source: the annotation of a GenBank genome assembly